Molecule: messenger RNA, 1065 nt
Organism: Macadamia integrifolia
Lineage: Eukaryota; Viridiplantae; Streptophyta; Magnoliopsida; Proteales; Proteaceae
Exons: 3
Coding region: 1-1065 (354 amino acids)
Source: RefSeq, a predicted model, not a curated record
AUGGACGACUCCCUCUUUGGGCAAGAAGCCGAUGCAAAAUCUGCCUAUUUGGUUGCCAUGAAAAAUCAUGAAAAAUUAUGGGCUGAGAAGUCAAGGAUUAGAUGGAUGAAGGAGGGAGAUCGUAACUUCAAGUUUUUUCACCUCUACACAAAAAUUAAGAGAGCCAAAAACACUACUCGAAGAGUCAAAAAAAUUGAUGGGUCUAUAAUUUCUGACAUAGAUAAUAUAGCUUGCUACAUGUCCAAAUUCUAUGAAGAUUUUCACAAGGGAGUUCCAGUGACAAAUCGUCUGGAUUUGCUUGAUGCUAUCCCAAGGCUUAUUGAUGAGGUGGAUCUUCUAUCUCAGGAUUCAAUCCCAGGUCCGAAUGAGAUAAAGCGUACAAUGUGGGAUCUGGACCCUGAGAGUUCACUAGGUCCAGAUGGCUAUCCUGGCUAUUUCUUUCGUUGCUGUUGGAAUAUUAUUUCUAGAGAUUUUGAAAGAGCAGUGGGUGAUUUCUUUACUUCCAGAUCGAUGCCACCGGGUAUGAACAACAACUUAUUAGUCUUAAUUCCCAAAAUCAACGGGGCUACGUCUCUUAACAAAUUCAGGCCUCUCUGCAUGGGUAAUUUCUUCUGUAAAAUAAUAUCUAAAAUUCUUGCAACUAGAUUGUCCUUCCUCCUCCCUAGACUAAUCUCAGAAGAACAGGGAGCUUUUCAGAAAGGGAAGCAUAUUCAUAACAAUAUUGCCUUGGCAUCCGAGCUGGCGAAUAUUAUGCAUUCUACUACAAGAGGUGGUGGGUUAAGAGCAAAAAUUGAUAUUCAAAAGGCCUUCGACACAGCCCAGUUGGCUACUUCGGAGUUGAACGGGGGCUUCGUCAAGGUGACCCCAUUUCUCCAAUAUUAUUUAUUAUUGCUGAAGAAGUUCUCUGCAGAGCAAUUAUGUCAGAAACUUGAAGAAUUUUAUCAGAAAGUACCAGGAGUUCUUAGGGCAGAUAGUGAACUUGGAAAAAAGCUAGCUAUUCAUGGGUACAAUAUCUUCUUCAAGGAAACAGGCUAUUGUGGAAACAAUGGAAAUCCUAGAAUGUAA